This is a messenger RNA of Mugil cephalus (flathead mullet), 2341 nucleotides long. RefSeq names its product coagulation factor VIII associated (gene f8a). The record is from RefSeq and is a predicted model, not a curated record. The transcript is spliced from 12 exons. Lineage: Eukaryota; Metazoa; Chordata; Actinopteri; Mugiliformes; Mugilidae. Bases 75 to 1028 code for a protein of 317 amino acids. Gene Ontology annotation, cellular component: early endosome. Gene Ontology annotation, biological process: vesicle cytoskeletal trafficking. Gene Ontology annotation, molecular function: protein binding.
UUCAAAGAUUCAGCGCAAUUCCGCCGCUGCCGUCAGCUGGACUUCCGGGUUUGGCUUGUUUAUCUAUACUCAUCAUGGCUGCAGAGGGCGAUUUUUUGGCGAGAUAUAGAUCCGUGUCAAAUAAACUGAAAAAACGUUUUCUCCGGAAGCCUAAUGUAGCUGAGGCAAGUGAACAGUUUGGUCAGUUGGCCAAGGAGCUGAAGCAGCAGGACUGCCUUCAGUAUGCUGCCUUCUGUAACCUGGCCAUGGCCCGGUGUGAACAGACUCUCUUUAAUGCUCCUGGAGAGGCGCUGGCGUUGACUGAUGCUGCACGUCUUUUUCUUUCAUCUGAGAAGGAGAGCAGGUCCCUGCAGGCACCGGGCUUUGAUGAGCACCUUCAGGCAGCACUCAAUUGCUACAGUUUUGCCAUUAAGGUGUAUAUUGAGAUGAACCAGCCUGUGAUGGCAGCUAGCCUGUGUUUGGAACUUGGCAAUGCACUUAAGGAGAUGAACAGACCAGGGGAGGCUAUUGUUCAUUAUCAGAGAGCUGCAGAGUUACAGACACAGACUCCAACUGAAGCUCUGCUAUCAAUGGGAGAAAUGGCCACAUGUAAAAUUCUAACCCGUGACUAUGAUGGAGCUUUAUCAGUAUUCACAGAAAUGCACCUGAUUUGCCAGGAGAGAGGACUGCAGCUCCCGGACAUCACCACCCCGAUUGGUGCAUUUCUGGACAUUAUAGCAAAAUGUGAGAUAUCCAGAGUACUACUGUUGAUGUUGCUUGAGCCUCCACCUCAGAAGUUGUUACCAGAACAUGCCCAGACUCUUGAGAGAUAUGCAUGGGAGUCCUUUGACCCACACAGCCAAGUGACCUUCCUGCCUGAGAAUGUUUUCCUGCUACUGCAGUCAGUAGUGAUGGCAUGUCAGGAGAAAGACACAGAGUCCCUCAAGUCUCUUCAGACUGAGCUAUGGCCAUUUCUGACUGCUGAACAGAACCAUCUUCUCCACCUGGUGGUUCAGGAACGCAUCACACCAUCUGGUCAAGGCAUUUAGUACAGUUCAGUUUUUACUCUCUUCCUCUGGGAACAAUACUUUAUAGGAUGGAACAUUCCUGUUUUUGAAUGGGUCUGUUGUAAGACCUGAGGAAAAGUUGUUGUAACAACAUUAGAGUAAUGCUGUCCUUGUAUUGUGUGAACAUUUAUGCGACGUUAUGUCAAUCUUUAUUUAUAUGCUCUUAUAUCACUGAAUGCUACAAAACUGGACCACAUCCGAUUUAUUUAUAAUGUUAAAGUGACUGUUUGAAUUGAGUAGAAUGUAUCUUAUUUUCAGCGGUGUAAUAGAUAAACAUGAAUGCUUUGUGUUCUAGUUAGUUUUAUUAAUAAAUGUCUUGGCUUAAAUUCCAAACAUAAUUACAAACAAUACCACCUGUUGCAUAGUUCUUAAAUAUGCUGACAUGAAACGUCCUCGUCCUCAAUCCCUGGUUCAGAUAUGCUCACUUGUACAAAUGUAUGUACUUUUCUUAUGAUAGCAGCCAACUACAGUCAAAAAUCAAACAUGGUUAAUAAAAAAUGCUCAGUACAAAAGGCUUCAUAUAUUUAAAAUAUAAUGAUUACAAUGUACAUAGAUUUAAAAAGGGAUAAACUAUACUUCAGUGGUAAUAAAGAAAAGCAAACUAAAAUAAAAAAGCAAAGUUUGUCUUUCCUAACCGUUGAAGUACUACAACAGGAACAUGGUAGUUUUGCCAAAAUGCUGUUAUCUGGAAACCAGCAGUAGUAACUCAGCCUCAUAACAUGAUAAAAUCAGAUGACAAGAACAAAAUUCAUUGCAUUGUGUUUUUAACAACAGCCUCUCCAAGAGUUGAUUUUUAGUUAUUUCUUAUGGAUGGCAUAACCUUUCUCACAGCACUUUGACUCAUAUAAGAUUAGAUUUUUUUCACUUUCUGGCUGAGUAGUAGAUAAAAAAAAUUGACACCACACUCUCAUAAUGCAGUAAACAUGAAACUUAAACUCAUCUUAGCAGAAAGGCUAGAAAUCAAGACGGCCAAUCUGGUCCAAAUGUUACAAUGUCUCCUAGUACGGAAUUUGACAUAUUUCUCCUUUGCUGUCAGUUAAGGAAUAGUUUCACAUAUAACCACAUCUUGUAAUUUUUUACACUAUGAAUUAAAAAAAGAGGUUGUUGAAUUUAGUAGAGUUAAUCUGCCCAAUAUCUGGUCGUAGCUUCAUGACUAAUAGACAUGAAAAUAGUGUUAAUCUUGUCAUCUCAUUGCAAAACAAAUGUCCUUUAUUGUACUGAUGGAUAUAGAUUUCAAACUUCUUUGCACAACAUCAUGACCACCUGCCUAACAUUGUGUAGAUCUCCUGUAUUCC